Molecule: messenger RNA, 1425 nt
Organism: Hansenula ciferrii
Lineage: Eukaryota; Fungi; Ascomycota; Saccharomycetes; Phaffomycetales; Wickerhamomycetaceae
Product: putative monooxygenase
Exons: 2
Coding region: 1-1425 (474 amino acids)
Molecular function (GO): monooxygenase activity; oxidoreductase activity, acting on paired donors, with incorporation or reduction of molecular oxygen
Source: RefSeq, a predicted model, not a curated record
AUGACUGAACCAGUUGGAAAAAAGCAAAAGAUUAAUCCAAAGAAGAAAUUAGUUAUAAACUUUUUCGAAAAUAACUCUCCAGGUCUUCAAUAUCGUAUGUCAACUCUAAUUUCCAAAACAAAAAUUGCAGAAAGAGGUAAAAUUCAUGCUAUAUUUGUUGCAGAUUCAUUAGCAUAUUUUGAUUCUUAUAAAGGACCUCAUAAUUUCAAAGAAUCAUUGAAAACUGGUAUUCAAGCUCCAAAAAAUGAUCCAAGUCUUUCAAUCUCUGCAAUGGCUGCUGUUACUAAAAAUGUAGGGUUUGCUGUGACUUUUAGUUCUAUUAGUGAACAACCUUAUCAUCUUGCUAGAAGAUUAGCCACAUUAGAUCAUUUGACUAAUGGUAGAAUCGGUUGGAACGUUGUUAGUUCAUUUUUACCAUCAACUGCAAGAGAAUUGUUAAAUAAUGCUCCAUUACCUGAACAUGAUGAAAGGUAUAAUAAGACUGAAGAAUAUUUACAAGUUAUUUAUGAAUUAUUAUUAUCAAGUUGGAGAGAUGAUGCUGUUAUUGUUGAUCGUGAAAAGGGAGAGUAUAUUGAUACUGAUAGAGUUCGUGAAAUUAAUUUCAAAGGUGAUUAUUUCGAUGUUGCAGGACCUUCAUUAUCUGAGCCUUCCAAGCAAAGAUUACCAGUUAUUGUUCAAGCUGGUACUUCAACAAAGGGGAAAAAUUUCGCAGCUCAACAUGCAGAAGUAAUUUAUAUUAAUGGAUUAACACCGGGGAAUUUAGGUGAUAAAAUCAAAUCUAUUAAAAAACUCGCAGUGGAAAAAGGUCGUAAUGAGGAUAGUAUCAAAUUUUUGUGUUCUGCAACUGUUAUAGUAGGACAAACUGAAGAGGAAGCCCAAGCCAAGUAUGAUGAACUAGUUGAAUACUCGGAUCAUGAUGGUGCACAAGUUCUUUUCGGUGGUUGGACAGGUAUAGAUUUAAGUCAGUGGGAUGACGAUCAAGAAUUGAAUCAUGUUGAAAAUAAUGGUAUGAGAUCAUAUAUUGAAAACUUGACAAAAUUUAAUCCUGGUAAAAAAUUCACCAAAAAGACAAUAAUUGAACGUAUUUCAGUUGGUGGUUCAACAAGUGCAGUAUUUGUAGGAACUCCUGAUAAGAUUGCAAAUGAUAUUGAAAAAUAUGUCGAAGAAAGUGAUGUUGAUGGGUUUAAUUUUACUUAUGCAGUUUGGCCUGAAUCUUUUGAAGAUUUAGUUGAUUAUGUUAUACCUAAAUUACAAGAAAAGGGAUUAGCACAAACUGAAUACCCAGUUGAAAACGGGACUUAUAGAGAACAAUUAUAUGGUAAAGAAGGUCAAUCAUUUGUUCCUGAAAAUCAUCCAGCUUUCAAUCUAAGAUGGAGAUCUGGUGUUUCGGAAGAAGAAUUUGUUACAAAAUUAAAUAAAAAAUAA